UCUGCUUAUCGAACAGCUGAUCAUGCUUGUUUGUUGAGCAAGGUCGUCAUACUAGGGCGCGUGUGCGCAACAAGAUCGCAACCUAAGGUCAAGAAAGACUGCAUAUAAAUAGUGGUAAUUUCGUAUCUUUUAGUACCAUUGGGUUUUAGUUGUAUUUAUAUUAGCUCCUAGCUAGUAUCUUCGUUAUUUACCGUACAAGGAGAGAUCAUCAGCCUGUCCCUCGAAUCGGAGAUUUUCUUGGCUCGCCUGCGGAAGCCUUGCCCACAUAUUUUCCUGACGCACGCGAGUGACUUGGGUUUAUCGAAUUUUUUCCUACCCAAGAUGGACGACCGUCGCUCCUGGAUAAUCCUGUUAACGUUGGUCGCUAUUGCAGAAGGCAGCAACCUGGAAGCUUACAAGCAUGCGGUGCUGUAUCCAUACAAAAAUGCCGUAAUUUACCUUGCCGACACAGUCAUGUUCCCGCUCAGUGCCGCUCCAGUUCCUGUGAACGCGAACCAAACCGAGUUGACACCCGAGUUGAAAGCCUUUGCGCGCGACUCCAAAACGUUCCACGCCAGUGUUCGUGCUAUCAAUGCCGCAGCGGAAGCGGAAAAAGUCAAAACACAACAGCAAAUAGAGCAGAAAACGGCGGAAGUGGCCGCUUGUAAUGCCCAGCUGAAUCAGAAAAAUCACGAACUCAAUGCGAAGAACGCAGAGCUGAGUGGACAAGAGGUUCAGCUGAAUGCGGCCCACAGCUAUCUGGCGCAAGCUCAUGCAGAUGCCCAUCAAGCCCAGCGGGAUUACGAUGAAGCCCAACGUAAGGUGGAAGAACAACGAAACUGCAUUCUAAAAAGAAAAAAGCGCUUUAUUUUCGACCUUUUCGAGAAGAUAAUAAAUGCCCCAUGCCACGUCUUUCACAAUAUUGACGCCUCGAAGGUCCGUCGCACUGAAGUGGGACACAGAAAGAAUCAGGCCCAAGCACGUGUCAAUGAACUUACUCAGCUGGUCAAUCAGAAGCGCGGUGAACGGGAUCACGCACAACAUCAGGUAAACGCAGUUACCGCUCAAAAGCAAGCAUUGGAACAUCAGUUGUUCCAGCUUCAAGCGCAGCUCCAGCGGGAAACGGAACUGGUGGCGCCAAUCAAUUUGUUUUACGGACAUAUCUCCACCGUUUUUGACCAUUCUGGAAGCCUGCAGAACGUUAUGGAUAAACUUAUCUCCAUUGAGCUUGUCAUAACGCCCCUGCAGCAAAUUUCGGAGAAGCUGAUAGCAUUCACCGGUGAUCAGUUGAUUAGAAACGACAUCAGCGCGGCCUUGACUCGUAUGCGUCAACAUAUUACCACCCUCAAAGAGAAACUGCCGCAGUAUCCCCUGUUUUUCCUCAAUCACGCUAUGUUGUAACUGUUUGAAAUAUGACUAGAAGGUAAUCUUAGUACUUUAACUCUUCAUUUACAUUAAAAAUUUGCGUGGUUAUAUAACAUAAUAAAUAUACUGUUGCACCCUAACAAUAA
Messenger RNA from Paramacrobiotus metropolitanus, 1490 nucleotides. RefSeq lists its product as uncharacterized. The transcript has 5 exons. Bases 322 to 1380 code for a protein of 352 amino acids. NCBI's taxonomy places the organism in Eukaryota, Metazoa, Tardigrada, Eutardigrada, Parachela, Macrobiotidae. The record is from RefSeq and is a predicted model, not a curated record.